AUGUCCAUCCCACACAAGAAGAUUAUGUUCAUCCCACCCAGGAAGAUUAUGUCCAUCCCACACAACAAGAUCAUGUCCAUCCUACACAACAAGAUCAUGUCCAUCUCACACAAGAAGAUCAUGUUCAUCCCACACAACAAGAUCAUGUCCAUCCCACACAACAAGAUCAUGUCCAUCUCACACAACAAGAUCAUGUCCAUCUCACACAAGAAGAUUAUGUCCAUCCCACACAACAAGAUUAUGUCCAUCCCACACAAGAUCAUGUCCAUCCCACACAACAAGAUCAUGUCCAUCUCACACAAGAAGAUUAUGUCCAUCUCACACAAGAUCAUGUCCAUCCCAAACAAGAUCAUGUCCAUCCCACACAACAAGAUCAUGUCCAUCUCACACAACAAGAUCAUGUCCAUCCCACACAACAAGAUCAUGUCCAUCUCACACAAGAAGAUUAUGUCCAUCUCACACAUCAAGAUCAUGUCCAUCCCAAACAAGAAGAUCAUGACCAUCCCACACAACAAGAUCAUGUCCAUCUCACACAAGAAGAUUAUGUCCAUCCCACACAACAAGAUCAUGUCCAUCCCAAACAAGAAGAUCAUGUCCAUCCCACACAACAAGAUCAUGUCCAUCCCACACAAGAUCAUGUCCAUCUCACACAAGAAGAUUAUGUCCAUCCCACACAAGAUCAUGUCCAUCCUACACAACAAGAUCAUGUCCAUCUCACACAAGAAGAUCAUGUUCAUCCCACACAACAAGAUCAUGUCCAUCCCACACAACAAGAUCAUGUCCAUCUCACACAAGAUCAUGUCCAUCUCACACAAGAAGAUUAUGUCCAUCCCACACAACAAGAUUAUGUCCAUCCCACACAAGAUCAUGUCCAUCCCAAACAAGAAGAUCAUGUCCAUCCCACACAACAAGAUCAUGUCCAUCCCACACAACAAGAUCAUGUCCAUCCCACACAACAAGAUCAUGUCCAUCUCACACAAGAAGAUUAUGUCCAUCUCACACAAGAUAAUGUCCAUCCCAAACAAGAAGAUCAUGUCCAUCCCACACAACAAGAUCAUGUCCAUCCCACACAACAAGAUCAUGUCCAUCCCACACAAGAUCAUGUCCAUCUCACACAACAAGAUUAUGUCCAUCUCACACAACAAGAUCAUGUCCAUCCCAAACAAGAAGAUCAUGAAGAUUAUGUCCAUCUCACACAAGAAGAUCAUGUCCAUCCCACACAAGAAGAUCAUGUCCAUCCCACACAACAAGAUCAUGUCCAUCCCACACAACAAGAUCAUGUCCAUCUCACACAAGAAGAUUAUGUCCAUCCCACACAACAAGAUCAUGUCCAUCUCACACAAGAAGAUUAUGUCCAUCCCACACAACAAGAUCAUGUCCAUCCCACACAACAAGAUCAUGUCCAUCUCACACAAGAAGAUUAUGUCCAUCCCACACAACAAGAUUAUGUCCAUCCCACACAACAAGAUUAUGUCCAUCCCACACAACAAGAUCAUGUCCAUCUCACACAAGAAGAUUAUGUCCAUCUCACACAAGAAGAUCAUGUCCAUGCUAUACAAGAAGAUUAUGUCCAUCCCAAACAAGAAGAUCUUGUCCAUCCCAGAUUUUUGUAGCAAUUAUUAA
Liolophura sinensis is the source of this 1623-nucleotide messenger RNA. Its product is annotated as chaoptin-like. The transcript has 2 exons. The record is from RefSeq and is a predicted model, not a curated record. Lineage: Eukaryota; Metazoa; Mollusca; Polyplacophora; Chitonida; Chitonidae. Bases 1 to 1623 code for a protein of 540 amino acids. Gene Ontology annotation, molecular function: DNA binding.